Messenger RNA from Pogona vitticeps (central bearded dragon), 4392 nucleotides. NCBI's taxonomy places the organism in Eukaryota, Metazoa, Chordata, Lepidosauria, Squamata, Agamidae. The record is from RefSeq and is a predicted model, not a curated record.
UGGCCUUUGAGGAGGUGGCCGUGUCCUUCACCCAGGAGGAGUGGGCGCUGCUGGAUCCUAGCCAGAGGGCCCUCCACCUGGAAGUCAUGGAGGAGAACUGGCAAACGGUGUCUUCUCUCGAGUCCAUAAGGAUGCCAGCAGCAGGUAUUUCUUCGUCUGUUCCUUGUGGUGGAGUAGAACCAGAUCAGGGUCUACUGACUUAUGAGGAGUUGGCUGUGUCCUUCACCCAGGAGGAGUGGGCAUUGCUGGAUCCUGACCAGAGGGCCCUGCACAAGGAAGUCAUGGAGGAGAACUGGCGAAUGUUAUCCUCUCUUGAAUUGUUCGACUCUUCAGUUCAGUCUUUUCUGCAUUCGUCUUUCUUUCCAGAAGAUAUGUCAAAGGAGAAAAAUGUACGUUCCAAGUGUGAAAAGAGUUGUACACAAAAAUUAGACUUUGCUGGACACCAGACAACCCACAGAGAAGAACAAAACUUGAUCCGAGAGAAGCCUUAUGAAAGCAUCGUGUGUGGAAAACAUUUUGCCAUGGUAUUUCACGUAAGAGUCCACACUGGAAAUAAGAAUUUUGUAAGUGAAGUAUCAGAGGACCAUUUAGAACAGAAGUUACACUUUCUGAGACAUCAAAGAGUCUGCACAAGAGAUAAACUGUACAAAUGCCAGGAGUGUGGGAAAUGUUUUGCUAAGAAUUCAAACCUUGUGAGCCAUCAAAGAGUCCACACAGGAGAGAAACCGUACAAAUGUGAGGAGUGUGGAAAGUGUUUUGCACAGAAUUCACAUCUUGUGAGGCAUAAGAGAAUCCACACAGGAGAGAAACCAUACAAAUGUCUGGAGUGUGAGAAAUGUUUUGCUCGGAGCUCAGAGCUUGUAAGGCAUAAGAGAGUCCACACAGGAGAGAAACCGUACAAAUGUGGGGAAUGUGGGAAAUGUUUUGCCCACAAUUCAAAGCUUGUGAAUCAUAAGAGAAUCCACACAGGAGAGAAGCCGUAUAAAUGCCAAGAGUGCGGGAAAUGUUUUGCUCAGAAUUCAGAGCUAUUGAAGCAUAAGCGAGUCCACACAGGAGAAAUACCACAUGAAUGCCAGGAGUGUGGGAAAUGUUUUACCCAGAUUUCAAAGCUUGCGAAUCAUAAGAGAGUCCACACAGGGGAGAAACCAUACAAAUGCCAGGAAUGUUUUACAUGUUUUGCUAAUAAUUCAAUGCUUCUGAGUCAUAAGAGAGUUCACACAGGAGGUAAACCAUACAAGUGCCAGGAGUGUGGGAAAUGUUUUGCUCAGAUUUUAUACCUUGUGAAUCAUAUGAGAGUCCACACAGGGGAAAAACUAUACAAAUGCCAAGAGUGUGGGAAAUGUUUUGCUCGGAACUCACAGCUUGUGAAUCAUAUGAGAGUCCACACAGGAGAAAAGCCAUACAAAUGCCAGGAGUGUGAAAAAUGUUUUGCUCGGAACUCACAGCUUCUGUUUCAUAAGAGAGUCCACACAGGAGAGAAACCGUACAAAUGCCAGGAAUGUGGGAAAUGUUUUGCUCAGAGUUCACAGCUUCUGAUUCAUAAAAGAGUUCACACCGGAGAGAAACCAUACAGAUGCCAGGAAUGUGGGAAAUGUUUUGCUCAGAAUUCACAGCUUCUUAUUCAUAAUAGAGUCCACACAGGAGAGAAACCAUAUGAAUGCCAGGUGUGUGGAAAAUGUUUUGCUCAAAAAUCACUGCUUGUGAGUCAUAAGAGAGUCCACACAGGAGAGAAACCAUACCAAUGCCAGGAGUGUGGGAAAUGUUUUGCUGAGAGCACAAAGCUUGUGAAUCAUAAGAGAGUCCACACGGGAGAGAAGCCAUGCAAAUGCCAGGAGUGUGGGAAAUGUUUUGCCCGGGGCUCAGAUCUUGUGAAACAUAUUAGAGUCCACACAGGAGAGAAACCAUACAAAUGCCAUGUUUGUGGGAAAUGUUUUGCUCAGACUUCACAGCUUGUGACUCACAAGAGAGUCCACACAGUAGAAAAACCGUACAAAUGCAAGAACUGUGAGAAAACCUUUGCCUGUAAAUCAAGACUUCAAAUCCACCAGAGAGUCCACACAGGAGAGAAACCAUACAAAUGCCAGGAGUGUGGAAAAUGUUUUACUCAAAAAUCGCACCUUGUGUUACAUAAGAGAAUCCACACAGGAGAGAAACCAUACAAAUGCCAGGAGUGCAAAAAAUGUUUUGCUCAGAAAUCACAUCUAGUUUUUCAUAAGAGAAUCCACACAGGAGAGAAACCAUACAAAUGCCAGCAAUGUGGGAAAUGUUUUGCCCACAGUUCACAGCUUGUGAGUCAUAUGAGAGUCCACACAGGAGAGAAACCAUACAAAUGCCAGGAGUGUUGUAAAUGUUUUGCUCAGAAUUCCCAGCUUAUCUUUCAUAAGAGGCUUCACACAGGAGAGAAUCCAUACAAAUGCCAGGAAUGUGGAAAAUGCUUUGGACAGAAAACACAGCUUGUGAAUCAUGUGAGAGUCCACACGGGAGAGAAACCAUACAAAUGCCAGGAGUGUGGGAAAUGUUUUGCUCAGAAAACACAGCUUGUGAGUCAUAAGAGAGUCCACACAGGAGAGAAACCAUACAAAUGCCAAGAGUGUGGGAAAUGUUUUGCCGAGAACUCACAGCUUGUGAAGCAUAUGAGAGUACACUCAGGAGAGAAACCAUACAAAUGCCAGGAGUGUUGUAAAUGUUUUGCUCAGAAUUCCCAGCUUAUCUUUCAUAAGAGGCUUCACACAGGAGAGAAUCCAUACAAAUGCCAGGAAUGUGGAAAAUGCUUUGGACAGAAAACACAGCUUGUGAAUCAUGUGAGAGUCCACACGGGAGAGAAACCGUACAAAUGCCAGGAGUGUGGGAAAUGUUUUUCUCACAGUUCACACCUUGUGAGUCAUAAGAGAGUGCACACAGGAGAGAAACCGUACAAAUGCCAGGAGUGUGGAAAAUGUUUUGCUGAGAGUUCACAGCUUGUGAAGCAUAUGAGAGUCCACACAGGAGAGAAACCAUACAAAUGCCAGGAAUGUGGGAAAUGUUUUGCUCAGAAAACACAGCUUGUGAAUCAUAUGCGAGUCCACACAGGAGAGAAACCAUACAAAUGCCAGGAGUGUGGGAAAUGUUUUGCUCAGAGUUCACAUCUUGUCUGUCAUAAGAGGGUCCACACAGGAGAGAAACCGUACAAAUGCAAGGAAUAUCAGAAAUGUUUGGCUCAAAAAUCACAGCUUGUCAAUCAUAUGAGAGUCCCCACUGCAGAGAAACCUUACAAAUGCCAGGAGUGUGGGAAAGGUUUUACCCAUAGUUCAUGGCUAGCAAAUCAUUUGAGAGUUCACACAGGAGAGAAACCGUACAAAUGCAAACAGUGUGACAAGUGUUUUGCCUGGAAUUCGACUCUUGCUAAUCAUAUGAGAGUACACACAGGAGAUAAACCGUUCAAAUGCGAGGAGUGUGGGAAAUGUUUUUCUCAAAGCUCAGAAUUUAUUAAUCAUAAGAGAGUCCACACAGGAGAGAAACCAUACAAAUGCCAGGAAUGUGGGAAAUGUUUUGCUCAGAAUUCAAACCUUGUGUUUCAUAAGAGAGUCCAUACAGGAGAGAAACCAUACAAAUGCCAGGAAUGUGGAAAAUGUUUUGCCCGGAAUUCAAACCUUGUGGAUCAUAAGAGAGUCCACACAGGAGAGAAACCUUACAAAUGCCAGGAGUGUGGGAAAUGUUUUGCCCACCGUUCUCAGCUUUCAAAUCAUAAGAAAGUCCACACAGGACUGCACAAAUGCCAAGAAUGUGGGAAAUGUUUUGAUCACAAAUCACAGCUGAUUGGUCAUAUGACAGUGCACAUAUGAGAGAAGUCCUAUAAAUGAAUGUGGGAAAUGUUUUGUCCACUUUUCAUGGCUUCUGACUUGUAUGAGAGUCGAGGAGAGAACAUGUGCAAAUGCCAAGGAUGUGGGAAAUGUUUCCUCAGAAUCAAAACUUAUGAGACAUAAGAGAAAUCCAUGCAGGAGAGCAACUCUUGAAAUCUGAGUAGGAUAUACCGUAUUUGCCUGCAUAUAAGAUGACUUUUUUGGCCCAAAAAACAUGCCUCCAAGAGGGGGGUCGUCUUAUACACCGGGUGCACUUCAGUUGGGCCAGGAAGCCAUCAUCGUCGCCGUUGAGUGAGUGAUGUGGGGCUGCGCCAGCCGGGGAGGAAGACAGGCGGGCAGGCAGGUAGUUGGUCUGGACGGAGGGAGGGAAGCAGAGCCGGCCAUGCCUGAGUGGCCAGAGCCCGCUGACAGGCUGCCCGCCACCCCGCGCCGCUGAGCCAGCUGCUCGCUCGCCUGCCCGCCGCCGGAGAGGCGCUUCCCCUCCUCCGCUGCUGCCGCCUACCCGGCCACUUCCCCUCCUCCUCACCCUCCUCCUUGCCGGCCAUGAACUUCC